Molecule: messenger RNA, 3850 nt
Organism: Bubalus bubalis (water buffalo)
Lineage: Eukaryota; Metazoa; Chordata; Mammalia; Artiodactyla; Bovidae
Gene: FXR2
Product: FMR1 autosomal homolog 2
Exons: 17
Coding region: 482-2413 (643 amino acids)
Biological process (GO): DNA damage response; regulation of alternative mRNA splicing, via spliceosome; anterograde axonal transport
Cellular component (GO): presynapse; dendritic filopodium; nucleus
Molecular function (GO): translation regulator activity; mRNA 3'-UTR binding; protein homodimerization activity
Source: RefSeq, a predicted model, not a curated record
AGGAGUGUGGAAGCCCUGAUGCGCUGGCCAGCGAGAGCUGGGUCGCCAGCCUUGACGCGUGCGCCGUGGCCCUCGGGGCCCGCGCGCGGCGGGCGGGUGCCCGGUGCGUCUGCGCAGUAGGUGGCGGCGGCGGCAGAGGGAGGAGGAGGCCGUGUAGAGGCAGCGGCAGCAGUGGGUCCCGGGACUGAGGCUGCAGCGGGGGCGGCGGCGGGCGGAAGCUGAGGUGACGAAGGCAGCGGCGGCGGCGGCCGUUUUCCUCACGGUGGCGGAGACCAAGGCGGCGGCGGCGGACGGGGAGCGGCCCGGCCCCGGCCCCCUGCUCGUUGGCUGUGGCAGGGCCGCCGUGGGGCCGGCCCGGCUCCCGCCCCCCGCGGCUCCCCCUCCAGCUCCUCCUCCGGGGAGACGCCGGGGACCUGGCCCGGCCCGUACUCAGAGCGCUGCUGCAGCCGCCGCCGGGGGAGUCGGAGGCGGUGGCGGCGCCAUGGGCGGCCUGGCUUCGGGGGGGGAUGUGGAGCCUGGACUGCCCGUCGAGGUGCGCGGCUCCAACGGGGCCUUCUACAAGGGCUUUGUGAAGGAUGUCCAUGAAGACUCUGUCACCAUCUUCUUUGAAAACAACUGGCAGAGUGAGAGACAGAUUCCUUUUGGGGAUGUCCGGCUACCACCUCCAGCUGACUAUAACAAGGAGAUCACAGAAGGGGAUGAAGUGGAGGUUUAUUCUCGAGCCAAUGAGCAAGAGCCUUGUGGCUGGUGGCUGGCCCGGGUGCGGAUGAUGAAGGGAGAUUUCUAUGUUAUUGAAUAUGCUGCCUGCGAUGCCACUUACAAUGAGAUUGUCACCCUGGAACGGCUUCGGCCAGUUAAUCCCAAUCCCCUUGCAACCAAAGGCAGCUUCUUCAAGGUUACCAUGGCUGUGCCUGAGGAUCUGAGAGAGGCCUGCUCCAAUGAAAACGUCCAUAAAGAGUUCAAGAAAGCGUUGGGAGCAAACUGCAUCUUUCUCAACAUCACAAAUAGUGAGCUCUUCAUCCUGUCAACCACGGAAGCCCCUGUGAAGCGAGCAUCCCUGCUGGGUGAUAUGCAUUUUCGAAGCCUGCGCACCAAAUUGCUGCUCAUGUCGCGCAAUGAAGAAGCUACCAAGCACCUCGAGACAAGUAAGCAGCUGGCGGCAGCUUUCCAAGAGGAGUUCACAGUGCGAGAGGACCUGAUGGGACUAGCAAUUGGGACUCAUGGUGCCAACAUCCAGCAGGCCCGAAAAGUACCUGGGGUGACUGCCAUUGAAUUGGGUGAAGAGACCUGCACUUUCCGAAUCUAUGGGGAGACUCCUGAAGCAUGCCGACAGGCCCGGAGCUAUCUUGAGUUUUCUGAGGACUCCGUGCAAGUGCCCAGGAACCUGGUUGGCAAAGUGAUUGGAAAGAACGGGAAAGUGAUCCAGGAGAUUGUGGAUAAAUCUGGUGUGGUGAGGGUUCGAGUUGAAGGUGAUAAUGACAAGAAGAACCCCAGGGAAGAGGGCAUGGUUCCUUUCAUAUUUGUUGGCACCCGAGAAAACAUCAGCAAUGCUCAGGCUCUGCUGGAAUAUCACCUCUCCUACCUGCAGGAGGUGGAGCAGCUCCGCUUGGAGAGGCUGCAGAUUGAUGAGCAGCUUCGGCAGAUUGGGCUGGGCUUUCGGCCUCCUGGAAGUGGGCGGGGCAGCGGCAGCAGUGACAAGGCUGGAUAUACCACUGAUGAGAGCUCCUCCUCUUCCCUUCAUACCACACGAACCUAUGGGGGCAGCUAUGGGGGCCGGGGCCGGGGCCGGAGGACAGGCGGUCCUGCCUAUGGCCCCAACUCAGACCUAUCCACAGCUUCUGAGACGGAGUCAGAGAAGAGGGAGGAGCCCACCCGAGCUGGGCCUGGCGACCGGGAUCCCCCAACCCGGGGGGAAGAAAGCCGGAGGCGUCCUAUAGGAGGCCGGGGUAGGGGACCCCCACCUGCCCCCCGGCCCACCUCAAGAUACAACUCUUCAUCGAUUAGCUCAGUGCUGAAGGACCCAGACAGUAAUCCCUACAGCCUACUGGACACAUCCGAACCAGAGCCCCCAGUUGAUUCAGAGCCGGGGGAACCCCCCCCAGCAAGCGCCAGACGCCGCCGCUCGCGCCGCCGCCGCACAGACGAGGAUAGGACUGUCAUGGACGGAGGCUUGGAAUCCGACGGGCCCGGCAUGACAGAGAAUGGCCUGGAAGAUGAGUCAAGACCCCAGCGUCGUAACCGGAGCCGCCGCCGCCGUAACCGUGGUAACCGGACUGAUGGCUCUAUCAGUGGAGACCGUCAGCCAGUGACUGUGGCUGACUAUAUCUCCCGAGCAAAGUCUCAGAGCCGCCAGCGGCCACCCCUGGAACGCACUAAACCUUCAGAGGAUUCUCUUUCAGGGCAGAAGGAGUGACCUGCCCUGGCCCUUGUUUCCUGUAUCACCACAGCUGGCUUCUCUAGCAUUCCAGAGAUGGUCUACGUCUAGGAAUUUCUGACAUUCCUGAAUUCCCCAGGCCCAGGUACCCUCCUGGUCUAGAGAAAAGCAGCUGGUGCCUUGCUGCUUCUCCCCUCCCCCAGGUUUGCUGGUAGAGGGAGCUAGGCCACUCCUAUACCCUGAGUCACAGCAGGCUAGGUAGGGCUGCUCAGAGCUGGAGCUGUUCCUGCUAAGAGCUGAGAGCCAAGGCAGGCUGCUUAAUCUGAUUACCCGAGGCCUGGGGCUUGGGCUGGGCCUUGGGGAGUGUGGGGAGCAGGGUUCCCUCAAGACAGCCCCUGGAACCUAGGUGUCAAGCCCUCAUUCCUGCUGGUACUCUGCUCUGGAUCCAGGCUUCCUCUGCAGCAUCCAUAUCACUGAUCUCAGCCUUGGUUCUUCCUGGGCUUCCUUGUGCCCUGCCUCCCAGCUCUGAGGUUUAGAGAUAAAACAUGUGGAGAAACCUAGGUUUAGGGGCUACAGUGGUGAGGGUUUAAAUUUUCUCACCUGGCAAGGGGUUGUAUCGCCACCCAAGCACCUGCUGGGAUGACUCAGGAAACAAAAAUGGCCUGCCUGCCUGCCUCCUGACUGCCUGACUUUUCUGCCCCCGGGCUGGUCAGGGGCUUGAGGAGUUGUAGGCACCAGAAAAAGGUUUGGGUUAGUGGGUUGGAUGUUCCCACCUUCUUCCCAGCACAACUCUGACCCUGAGGGCUCUUGAUCCCCCUCUACUUGAUCCCAUUGUGCAAAGAUAUUGACUUUAAAUCGCUGUGCUUAAGAAGGGAGGGGUAGAUGUUCAGGCUAUUGGGGCUGGAAGGCUUGACUUCUGGGUCUUGGGUGGAGAGGGGGUGUGGUCCCCUGGGGGGAGAGUUGGGGGCUGGGAAGAACGGGACACCUGGGUUGGCCUGAGGGAGGGGGAUGUUGGCGCCCUUAAGGAGGCGCGGUCGGCUGGGAGGGAGUGGGGAGGAGUCAGUCGUUAAAAGCUGUUCCCCAGCCUGGCCCACCCACCAGCCACAGACGCUGAGACCUGGUGAGAGAGGGCUGUGGCACCUGGGCUACGCUGCCUGGCAGCUGCGGGACCCCGAUCGCAGAGGUUUACCGCCUUCACCGAAGCCGGGCCCUUGGCGGGCAGCGGGCAGCGGGCAGGGGGCGCCAGACUGGGUCGCCGGGAACCUCGCAGCCACAAGGAAAGAGCACAACCUGUACAGGAGCGGGUACCAGGCAGCGGUUUUUGCGCCGGACUCCCCAGAAGUGCCGGAUUGGUUGAAAGUACGGGCUCCAUUAUAAGGACUCUGAACUUGGGACGGUUUAUAAAGGACACGAGUUUCUCUGUAACGACUCCGGGUUAGAAAGACACUUAGGAUACCGGGUUUGGGGAUCAACGUU